AGACGCAUCGUCAUCCUUAUCAUCAUCGCCAAGGCUUUCGGGAGCAUCGUCGUGCCUUCACGACAGCUUCAACAACACAACAACCAUGCGCCUAUCAUGGCUGCUGUCACUUCCCGCAUUGCUGUCAGCCGUUUCGGCCAUGGCAAUCGAGAAACGCGAUGCCGAUUUUCUGAGUGUGCGGACGAAACAACACAAGGACAUGAGUGGGAAGGGAGGUGAUCCCAAAGGCAAAUACUUUCAUGAAAGCGUUCCAUCCACAUUAUGAUGGCAGAUUCGCAGACAAACAAUUAGGGUACCGAGAACGAAGACUGGCCCUUUCGAACCUUAUUCAAACAUACCUCUCGACGUUCGCAGAUAUCGGAGUCGAAACAUGGCUCAUGCAUGGCACACUGUUGGGAUGGUGGUGGAAUCGAAAGAUUCUACCAUGGGAUUCCGACUCCGAUGUGCAAGUAUCCGAAUCUUCGAUGCACUACCUAGCCUCGUACUACAACAUGUCCGUGUUCCAUUAUAAGACGCCUCGGAUACCGGAAGGGAGGGACUAUAUGUUGGAAGUCAACCCUCACUACGUCAAUAGGGAGCAGUCGGAUAAAUUGAACGUAAUUGAUGCGAGAUGGGUGGACACUACGAGUGGAUUGUUCAUUGAUAUCACGACGGCUAGGUACAAUUACACACAUCCAGCCGGUCCGGGAAUGUUGAGUUGCAAGGAUGGUCACGAGUAUAGGGUAUGUGAGAAUGGAUAGCAGUGAUUACCUGUGUUGACACGCUGUAGGAUUCGUACAUCUUUCCACUGAGAGAUACAUUCUUCGAAGGCGCCCCAGCCAAGAUUCCCUUUGC
Molecule: messenger RNA, 834 nt
Organism: Mollisia scopiformis
Lineage: Eukaryota; Fungi; Ascomycota; Leotiomycetes; Helotiales; Mollisiaceae
Exons: 5
Coding region: 240-740 (166 amino acids)
Source: RefSeq, a predicted model, not a curated record